Messenger RNA from Portunus trituberculatus (swimming crab), 2985 nucleotides. Its product is annotated as sorting and assembly machinery component 50 homolog. The record is from RefSeq and is a predicted model, not a curated record. Gene Ontology annotation, biological process: protein insertion into mitochondrial outer membrane; mitochondrial respiratory chain complex assembly. Gene Ontology annotation, cellular component: outer membrane; SAM complex. NCBI's taxonomy places the organism in Eukaryota, Metazoa, Arthropoda, Malacostraca, Decapoda, Portunidae.
CUGAGUCGGAAGGCUUGGUAGUUCUGGCACCACUCAAACUCAUCUCGGGAGGGUUGGCAGCACUGGGCGGCCGGUCAACACAUCACAACACAGUAAACAUUUCAUGCACCACCACAAUGGGAACUGUCCACGCCAAAAGUCCCGAGUCAGAUGAGAGCAGUGUUGGUGUCAAGAUGGACCUGCAGGCUCUCAAGGCUCGGGUGCAGAGGGUCCACGUGGAUGGGCUGGGCAGGACCAAGGAUGACAUAGUAAUUAGCACUGUCAGGGAUGUCUUCACUGCCCAGGAUUUCCAGACGGUGAUAAUGAAAAUACAUGAAGCGCGAACACGGCUGUCUAACCUGGGGUGUUUCAAGGACGUUGGGGUGUUCAUUGACACAUACAAGGGACCGGCGCUAGAGGACGGCAUUGAGGUAACAUUUGAGGUGCGGGAAACGAACCUAAUGGGGGCCAAGAUCAACACCAGCGUGGGGAACAAUGAAGGCUCUGUGGCAACUGGUGGUGUGCUGCGGAAUGUGUUUGGCCGCGGCGAGGAGGCCAGCUGUGAAUAUUCCCACGGCACCAAGCGAACAUCAUCCUUCCAUACCACCUUCACCAAGCCCUUCCAUAAUGAAGCAAGCACCGUUCUGAGCAGCAGUGUGUACCAGCAGGCGUCUGAGUCUCCCUGGUCCGGGUACAAGGAGUUGGACCGAGGUAUUCUUCUCUCCCUCGCCUUCAAUUCUGCCCCACAAGUGCAACAAAAGCUGGUGUUGGAUGGAGUGUGGCGUCACCUGUCCUGCCUCUCCCGGACCACAGCCUUUGCAGUGAGGGAACAAGCUGGCCACUCCCUCAAAUCCUCCCUUAGACAUGAACUAAAGGUGGACAGAAGAGAUGACUUGGUGUUUCCUUCAGAUGGUGUUGCUUUCACUAUUAAGAAUGAGUUGGCUGGGCUUGGCGGCGACAUUGGUUUCCUCAAGAACGAGUUGGAUUUGCAAGUGAAUGUACCUCUGCCUGGGGACAUGGUGAUCCAGGGCAGCCUUUUAGCCGGCCACCUGCUGCCUCUGCGGAACAACAAGACACACUGCAUCACUGACCGGUUCCUCCUGGGUGGACCAAUGAACUUAAGGGGCUUUGAAAUGUGCGGUGUGGGUCCCCAUAGUGACGGCUGUUCCCUGGGGGCUGACAUGUACUGGGCGGCGGCUCUGCAUACUUAUUCUCCCCUUCCGCUGCUGGGACGUGGUGGUUCCAUUAGCGAUAAAUUCCGUCUUCACGCCUUCGUCAACACCGGAAAUAUUGGAGAUUUUGUCUUAACUGACGACUACAAACAGAAUAUUCGGACACUUCUACGUGAGGUUCGCCUGUCGUACGGGGCGGGGCUGGCCAUGAGUCUAGGAGGCUUUGCGCGGGUUGAACUGAACUAUUGCGUGCCUCUUUUGGUGCAGCGCGGCGACAGACCCAGCCAGGGACUCCAGUUUGGUGUGGCUGCCAGCUUCCUAUGAGGUUCUUUCUUGACUCGAGAGAUCCUUGGCUCCCUUCAUUUGAUUCUUUUCUCCCUUGUCUUUCCUCUAAUUACCUUCUGUCUCCUUUCCUUUUUUCUGUCUUCCUUUUGUCAUCCAUUCUGUGUCUUUUCUUUCAAUUCAUAGUCUCUGCCAGCUUCCUAUGAGGUUCUUUCUUCACUAGAGAUUCUUGGCUCCCUUCAUUUGAUUCUUUUCUCCCUUGUCUUUCCUCUAAUUACCUUCUGUCUCCUUUCCUUUUUUCUGUCUUCCUUUUUUCAUCCAUUCUGUGUCUUUUCUUUCAAUACAUAGUCUCUGCCAGCUUUCUUUGAUCUUUAUUUCACUGUAGAGAUUCCUUGGUUCCUUCAUUUGGUCUGUAUCUCCUUGUCUUUUCUCUAUUUACUUCCUGUCUUCCUUUUUGUUUCAUUCAUUCUGUGUCCUUUCUUUCAAUUGUCUCUGCCAGCUUCCUAUGAUGUUCUUCUUCACUAGAGAUCCUUAGGUCCCUUCAUUUGGUCCUUCAUGUUCUUGUCUCUCCUCUGUUUUAUCUUCUAUCUCCCUUUUUUCACUCAUUGUCUCCCUUAUUUCUUGCCUUGUCUUUAAAUUUCUAGUCCCUGCCAGCUUCCUAUUAUGUCCUUACUUCACUCUGGAGAUCCUUGGUUCCUUCAUUUGGUCCUUCUCUCCUUGUCUUUCCUCUAUUUAUCUCCUGUCUUUCUAUUUUUCAUUCAUUGUGUCCUUUCUUUCAGUUCUGAGUCUCUUUUAGCUUCCUAUGAUGUUCUUAACUUUAGAGGUCCUAGUUCUUGUCAUUUGGUUCUCUUCUUCCUUGUUUUUCCUCUAUUUAUUGCCUGUCUUCCUUUUUUUUUCACUCAUUGUCACCUUCCUCUUUUCUUGUCAUGUUUUCCUUCAAAUUCUAGUUUCUGCCAGCUUCCUAUAAUGUCCUCUCUUCACUAUAGAGGUCCCUGGCUUCAUUUGUUUCCUCCUCCCUCGCCCCUUCUUUCCUUUUUCUAACUCAUGUUUCUCUCGUAUUCCUGUCUUCUUUCAUUCCUUUCCUCUCACUCGUUUUUCAUUCCUUUCUCUUUUCUUGCCUCUCUCCUUCAUUUUCAGUAAUCUCAUUUUUUUUUCUCUCUGCAUCGUUAUCAUUCUUUUCUUCAGUUCUUGUCCUUCAUUAUCUUCAUCAAUUUCCUCCUUUCUUCCUAUCUCUAUUUCUAUUGUCUCUGUAGGAUGGAUAGAAAGAGUGGAUAGAUUGAGUGGAGAGGUGGUAAAGUUAUGAAGUAGAUACCUUGAGUUGCUCUUAGUGAAAGUGGGAGACUUGGUGAAGCAGGAAAGGUGGAAAAGAGAUUAGGAGGGAUGGAGGAAAGAUUAGGAAGAGUGGAAGACAAGGUAAGAGAGGAAAGGAGGAGGAAGGGUGGAGGAAAAAUUAAGAAAAGUUAGGAAAGGUGGGGAAAGGUAAGGCUGGCAGCUGCUUCCAUUUACUUAUGCAAGACUUGUACAGUGUAAAAAUACAGUCAUAUAUAAUUUU